Messenger RNA from Zingiber officinale, 2114 nucleotides. RefSeq names its product ATP-dependent DNA helicase 2 subunit KU70-like. The record is from RefSeq and is a predicted model, not a curated record. The transcript is spliced from 19 exons. NCBI's taxonomy places the organism in Eukaryota, Viridiplantae, Streptophyta, Magnoliopsida, Zingiberales, Zingiberaceae. Gene Ontology annotation, cellular component: Ku70:Ku80 complex; nucleus. The coding region runs from base 93 to 1982 and encodes 629 amino acids. Gene Ontology annotation, molecular function: telomeric repeat DNA binding; DNA helicase activity; double-stranded DNA binding. Gene Ontology annotation, biological process: cellular response to gamma radiation; telomere maintenance; cellular response to X-ray.
UCGCUUUGUCUUCCUUCGGAAGGCAGAGGGAGACCGCACUGGACACCGUUCGAAAGUUGAAACCCUCGUAGCUCUCCCUCGCUCUCCUCGCCAUGGAUUUGGACCCCGAGGGCAUCUUCCGCGACGACUCAGAUUCUGACGCCGAGUUCCAUGAGGAGAAGGAAGCCACUAAGGAUCUCGCGGUCUAUCUCAUCGAUGCGUCCCCUAAAAUGUUCGCCCCUGUUACCGCUCCGGAUAAUGCGGAAAAUGGGACUUAUUUCCAUGUUGUAAUAGACUGCAUUUCUCAAUCUUUGAAGUCCCAAAUAAUCAAUAGAUUAAACGAUGAAGUUGCUCUUUGUUUCUUUAACACUAAAGAAAAGAAAAACCUACAAGAUCUUAAUGGUGUGUAUGUCUUCAAUGUCGAAGAGAGAGAUUUCCUUGAUCAACCUACUGCAAAGUUGAUUAAAGAGUUUUCCAGUAUAGAAAACAUAUUUAUGAACAAUAUUGGAAGUCGGUAUGGAAUUUUACCUGGAUCUAGAGAUAAUUCUUUGUAUAAUGCUCUUUGGGUUGCACAGGCACUGUUGCGCAAGGGCUCUGCCAAAACUGCUAGUAAGAGAAUUCUUAUUUUUACUAAUGAAGAUGAUCCAUUUGGAAGUAUGACAGGUGCCAUAAAAGCAGACAUGAUUAGAACAACCUUACAGCGUGCAGAAGAUGCAAAAGACUUAGGCAUCUCACUCGAGCUUCUUCCACUGGGUAGUUUAGAUGAGGAGUUCAACUUAUCCAAAUUUUAUGCUGAAAUGAUUGGAUUGGAGGGUGAUGAACUAGUCCAGUACUUGCCAUCUGCAAAUGAAAAGUUGAUGGAUAUGAAAGAUCAGUUGAGAAAAAGAAUUUUUAACAAGCGAAAAGUUAGAACACUUACAUUUUCCAUAAUAAAUGGAAUCUCUAUUCAAGUGAAUACUUAUGCUUUAAUCCGUCCUACUUUGCCAGGGGCAACUAUAUGGCUUGAUUCUGUAACUAAUCUUCCACUGAAGAUAGAGAAGUCCUUAAUCUGUGCUGACACUGGUGCUUUAAUUGAGGGACGACCUAAACUUUUCCACUCUUACAAGAACCAGAGAGUUCUCUUCUCAGUGGAUCAGAUAUCUGAAAUCAAGAAGGUUUCAAAUUACCACCUUCGUCUUUUGGGGUUCAAGCCUAUCGAUUGUUUAAAAGAUUACCAUAAUUUGAGGCCAUCUACAUUUAUUUUUCCAACUGAUGAGGAAAUCAUUGGGAGCACUCGCAUUUUCAUUGCUUUAUAUCGAUCAAUGCUACAUCUUAAACGGUUUGCUCUUGCAUUCUACGGCAGCUCAAGCAGUUCUCGACUGGUUGCACUUGUUGCACAAGAUGAGAUAGUAAAUUCAGGAGGUCAACUCGAACCUGCUGGAAUGCACAUGAUAUAUCUACCAUAUUCUGAUGAUAUUAGAGAUGCUGAACAGUAUCACAUAAGUGUUGAUGCUGCUGUACCACGUGCCUCAGAUGAUCAGAUCCAGAAAGCAUCUGCUUUGAUGAAGCAAAUAAACUUGGAAAAUUUUUCAGUGCUACAAUUUGCAAAUCCUGCUUUGCAGAGACAUUAUGGAUUACUGCAAGUCUUAGCUCUGGAUGAAGAUGAGAUGCCAGAUUUCAAGGAUGAAACCCUGCCUGAUGAAAAGGGAUUGGCUAGACGUACAGUUUUCCAUGCGCUGGAAGAUUUCAAAGUUGCUGUCUAUGGACAAAACCAUGACCAGGAGGAAACUGAACACAUGGCUGCCAAAGCUUCCGGCAGUGAGGCUACUCGGAAACGCAAAAUGAUAGCCAACAAAGCCACCGGUGAGAGUGCAAAGUAUGAUUGGGAGGAUCUUGCAGAAAAUGGGAAGCUAAAGGAUCUAACGGUGGUGGAGUUGAAGUUCUAUCUGACUGCACACAACCUUCCAGUGACUGGGAAAAAAGAUGCUUUGAUUAGCAGGAUUUUAACUCACAUGGGGAAAUAACAAAGGUUGGAUUUGUGUUCAUAAUAUGAAAUGAGGUUCUGAAAAUUGCAGUUUUCUUUCUUGUUAAUCUCCCUCUUCCCUGUACUUUGUUGUUUUCUGGUGAAUUCAAUGAAAUUUUGGACUUACAGGGUA